AUGUUAGGUGGCACUCAACUUCGCACCAAUCAUAUAGCUGUAACUAUCCGUGCCACGGCCCUCCAUCAGAAUCGUUAUGACUUCCCCUACCACAUGGAGAUGGCUACUGGCCCUGGCCGCGGGGGUAGUUCAAGCAGCUAUGGCCCAGAUAUGUACCCCGGACGAUGGAUCUUGGGGCUAUGCCUAUAUGAUACGAGGCGCUUACUGAAACCCCCCUAUCACCCGGCCCCAAUAUCUGUGGAUCUUCCAGACCUUGAGUUCCUGGGUGAUGGCCCGUGGUUCGGUGGCCUUUCAACUUUGACGAACUUCUCCGCUCCAAAUUUGAAGCGAGUGGGUCAUGAGGUCGCAUCAGUAUCCACGGGAGGUUAUCAAAAGCUGAUCUUCGUGGGCAACGAUAGUAUGGUGUUGAACGGUGAUGUUACAAGCUCCAUUAAAGCCACAAUAUCAGAGGAGACCAAUAUCAAUGAGGCGGCGAUAAACUGCCAAUCUAGCAGUUCAAAUUCGAUAUAUGGCCUUAUUGUCGAUGCCAAAACUAUGAUGGCGAUGGCGGGUGCUGUUGUUGGGUUGCUAAAUUCUUUUGCCAUUUUCUUUCUUUUGUGUCGGAUGGAGUUGAAAAGGAAAAAAAAAACCGGUCCUAUGCCUUCAGCCCCCGUCUACGCUAAAUGGUGCCCUCCAGACAGACGAGCAGUGACCGUGAAUAGACCGCACCGUUUCACGGACUCAGCUAGGGACAGUUUGUUGAUCGAGCAUGCUUGGAGGAAUGGCGUCUAUGAACAGAGGGAGAUUCCUCCGCACUUUCUGUUGAUGUAUGGCAAGCGAUGUCUACUACGCUGUAAAUAUACGGAGUAUAAGCCCCGGAGAUCCUGGGGGGCACAUGAUAGGGCAGCCGUACAAGAAACGCCCGUAAGAUAUGACCCUACAACAGUCCAGCAUCAUUCACCCUCUCCAUCUCCAUCAGCACAACCACAAACCAAACAAUCCUCAUCCCAAUCGACAUCUGCCGACGAAUCCAUCCCUGCCGACAAACCUUCGGUCCCCUCUCUCUUUCCUGAUGGCCGGUAUGCACACCUUUGGAAGGACUAUCGGCCCGUUGCGCAAGCGGAGACUCCCAUGUCACCAGGAGAAAAGGUGAUUGAACAAUUCAAAAAGCGAAAGGAUGUUUUGAACAAGGCGGCGCUAGAGAAUUGCGCAGAGGAACAGCUGGACUUGUCGUUAUGCUUCAAGUCUGGAACGGUGAAGGAACGAGCAACGAUGUGCAGCACGAAAAACGCAAAAUUCUCAAGAUGUUAUACAAUGCAAACUAAAUUCCUCCAAGCCCUGGGAUAUGCUUCGUCUUUCGAAUUCGAUCCGGAUAAAGAAGAACGAAUCCAGAUGCAUGCAGAUAAGUUAUAUCACCAAAUGCUAGACUACGAGCAGCGAGUAGAGGAAGCCAAAGCCGCAGGCCACGAACCCCCACCUCCACAAGCUCUUUUCAAACAAAAUUUGCCAACUCCCUCUGCACCUUCACCUUCCCUUCCAACCACCGCAACCACCACGGCAACAGUAAAUCCUCAAUCUGCAAGCCCAGACCUCGAAAUUCCUGGGGGUGAAAACGUCCCUGCGGGCGUGAAAUUCAAAAAGCCGCUCAAGGACAUGACGCCGCAUGAACGGGAGUUAGAAUUGCAAGUUUUUCAUCAAAAGCGAGCGCAACAGAGCAUAUAUUUUGAGGAAGUCGGCCCGAUGUUACAAGCUGAGCAUCAAGCUCGCGACAAGCGACGGGAGAAGCUAAGUGGGUGGUUUGGUGAGACGAUUGGCAAGUUUCUUUCGUGA
Histoplasma mississippiense is the source of this 1809-nucleotide messenger RNA. RefSeq lists its product with no specific name. The transcript is spliced from 11 exons. Lineage: Eukaryota; Fungi; Ascomycota; Eurotiomycetes; Onygenales; Ajellomycetaceae. The record is from RefSeq and is a predicted model, not a curated record. The coding region runs from base 1 to 1809 and encodes 602 amino acids.